AUGGCUGAGAAGAGAGAGCAAGUGAAGCCGUUAGCCCCGGCUGCUCUCCAGAUCAAGAUCGACGGAGAUGAAGACAUAUCAACGGAGGUCAGACACCAUCACCACCGAAAAUGCCUCAAAUGCUGUGGCUGCAUAACUGCCAUCUUCUUAAUUCUAGUUAUGAUCAUAUUAGUACUCGUGUUCACCGUUUUUCGAGUAAAGGAUCCCGUGAUCAAGAUGAACAGUGUAAAGAUUCAAGGAUUUGAUGCACUUCUGAGGACAAAUAAUCCCCGUCCAGCUAUUAACCUAACAGUUGAAGCUGAUGUUUCUGUCAAGAACCCUAAUGUGGCCUCCUUCAAGUUUAGCAACGCCACAACUAGUUUAUACUACGACGGUGGUGUCAUCGGUGAAGCUCGAAUUCCGGCCAGCCAAGCCAAGGCGCGACGAACUCUUGAUCUGAAUGUUUCUAUUGAUGUUAUGGUGGACAAAAUAUUGCUUGUACCAAGAAUAGGAAGUGACUUGGCUUCAGGGACACUGCCUAUAAGCAGCUAUACAAAAAUAAGUGGAAAGGACUGUACAAUUUCUUCUUGCUAUCUUAGUUUCCCUAUUUUCACCUUAUUAUCAGGCAGCCUUAUUUGCGUGGUGGUUGUUAAGAUAAGUAGAGGCAUUGAUUUUUGCAUUUCAAACCAGGAGGUUCCCAGCAGGGCACAAGAUUUGCCUUCACUGUUAAAGCAGGUCUGCCAAUGUAAAAAUGAUGCUGUAGUGCAAGCAGCAGUUAUGGUUCUGAUGAUCUCUGUUAAGAGUGCUUGUGAAAGUGGGUGGUUUUCAGAGAGAGAUUCCGAAGAACUGCAAAAUCUGGCGAAGGAGAUAGCAUGCAAUUUUUGCAGUGUAUCAAAUUUUAACACAGAACCAACCAGUUCACUUUCUGUCAUCUCAACAAUCACGUCUAGAUUUUACCCAACAAUGAAAAUGGGUCAUAUAUUCGCUUUUCUUGAAAUUCAGCCUGGAUAUGGUACUUAUGUGCGUGACUUCCAGAUUUCGAAGAAUGUUCAGUUUUCUCGAGAAGAUAAAAUUAGGUUAUUUAUUGUGCAGGCAGAUAGCAUUGAGACAUCUUCAUGUCUAAUUAAUCCUCCCAAAGUGAACUUUCUGUUGAAUGGGAAAGGAGUGGAAAGGAGGACUAACUUGUACACGGAUACUGGACCUCAACUUCCAACACUAGUGACACAUAUGCUGAAAUAUGGAUCAAAUCUUCUUCAAGCUGUGGGUGACUUUAAUGGAAAUUACAUUAUAGCUGUUGCUUUCAUGAGUACGAUAUCAACUCCUGAUAUUAAUGCCAUUCAAGAUUAUGUGCAACAUGUUCCUGCAGCCAUUGAUUCAGAUUCUGAAAUUAUUGAAGGGGCAUCACGGAUAUCAAUAAAUUGUCCUAUUAGCUUCAGGCGUAUUAAAACUCCAGUCAAAGGACAUUCAUGCAAACAUCUCCAGUGUUUUGAUUAUGACAACUAUGUGAACAUAAAUUCAAGAAGACCAUCAUGGCGCUGUCCGCAUUGUAAUCAGCAUGUCUGCUUCACUGAUAUCCGCCUUGAUCAAAAUAUGGCGAAGGUGUUGAAGGAGGUUGGACCUAAUGCCAAAGAGGUAAUCAUCUCCUCAGAUGGGUCAUGGAAUGCUGUCAUCGAAACUGAUGACGCUAUGAAGAAACCAGAGGAUAAGACCUCCAAUGUUGGACAUGAUGCGCCUUCAGAAAUUGAAUCUACUGGUUUGGCAGAUGCACCAGUGGAGAUUCUUGAUCUUACAGAAGUAGAUGAUGUGAUAGAUGCAGUUGCCACUCGCGAAAGUGAAGACAGAAAACUUUCCCCAACUGCCCAUCAAAGUCUUUCUAUGACUCAGACUCCAAGUGUCAACCCUCAAAUGGCCAACACAGAUGAUGUUAGUCAAAACAUUGAUCAGAUUGACGAAGACUUUUGGUCAGAAAGUGAAGCUGCUUUGACGAAUAUUUUGCAACUGCAGCAGUAUCAAUUUGGAAAUUCAAAUAUGAGUAACGAGUAUGGAAGGCUCCCUUCAAUAUCCAGCCAUGUAACAAGAACACCAAUUGCAAUUCAGGCCCUUCCUGCACAGACGCCUACUUCUGUCCUUCAACAGAGAUCAAGAAAUAGUACGAAUGCCUUUAUGCAGAAUAACCCUUCAGUAGCUUCUGAAGCCUCACCUUCUGCACGAUUGGUCCCGGAUGGUUUCUCUAUAGUCAAUUCAAGUUCAAUGCAGAUGUCCCAGAUGCCUUGUUCUUCGUUGCAGCAGUACUCAGGUAUACAGCAAAACCAUUUGGUUCCUUCUGUUCGCCAAUCUCAGCGUAAUAUUGGUCUUCAGGCUCCCCAUCAGGUGCCAAAUGCUUAUAGAGUUUCAAAUGAACUCCAAAGUUCAAGUCAAUUGCAGAUGGCAAACCUUGCGGCGUCUCAUUCAAUGAAUCAGUCUUUUGGACAAGUCCAAUCAUCAAUACAACCGUCUGCCAAUUUCUUGAGCCCUCAAAUGCAUGGGGUAGGUUCACAAAGUGGAGUUGAUCGGUCAACAGGCAUUAUUGGUAAUCAACAAUCUCGUUUAGUGGUCUCUAAUCAGAGAAAUGGACAAAUGGCAAGGCCCGUUGAAAUAUCGAGAGCGCACACAUAUUCACUGAGUGCUGAUGCUCGUAGGAUGCCUUCUGUGUCCCACCAAAUAGAGAAUACAGGAGGUACAUCAGUUCCAGUCCCAGGAACAGAUGCUUACGAUCAAGCUGACCAAAACUGGAGGCCCACAGCCCGGAUGCGUGGAGCCCUAUCUGGGCAAGCUUAUUCUGAUGCUCUUAACCAGUUUAUACUUCGGCCAACCCAGCAACCUCAAGCUGCUCGACCAACCUUGAAUGCGGGCUCACUUCCAGGUAAUGUCCCAGCACCUUUGCAACCUCUGGUAGCUGAUAGAGUUGCUCAGAGUCCUCAACUGCCAAAUCAUCCAUCCAUAGGACAAGCUAGUUGGCCUAGGGUAUCUGGUGUUUCACCCGAGGGAUCUUCUGGGAACUGA
Fraxinus pennsylvanica is the source of this 3021-nucleotide messenger RNA. The record is from the annotation of a GenBank genome assembly. NCBI's taxonomy places the organism in Eukaryota, Viridiplantae, Streptophyta, Magnoliopsida, Lamiales, Oleaceae.